UUGAUUGUGUGUGCGACUACGACAGCAUAAAGAAAAGUGAAAAUCAGUCGUGAAAAAUCGAAUUCUGGAAAAACGACUCGGAAAAGGUGCUUGAUUUUAGUGGUUUUUCGGUGAUUUCGAAGGCGAAUUUGAAUGCACUCAAUGUCCGCCGAGUAACCACCAGGCGGUUAGAAUGAAAUCCUUCGCAUCCGUUGCUUUGUGGACGGUUUUGCUGCUGUUGUUUACAGAUCGUUCCGAUGGCCGUAGACAUCAUCUGGAAGUGCGGGAUGACUUACGGCGGUAUAUUCCGCUGAGCACAUUCGGAUUCUACCCGGGAGGAAUUCUGGACGUGAAGUUGUCCAAUUUUAUGGUCACCCCCCAUAGUGAAAAUAACAUUUAUGGCCUCUCCUUGGAUAAAACCCUUUCGGAUGCGAUGAAUCCGUAUCUGGACACCCACCAGGAUAAUUGCAUACUGCAAGAACCGAUUAGUUCCCUGCGAAGCGGGCCGAUUCUGUUUUUCAUCAUGGAUCUAAAGCGAGAGGUUGUCCAUCUGAAUUGUUCGAGCGAAUGGGAAAACACGCACAUUUACAAGGAUGCUAGUCAUAUUCCACCGAUGCGCGGCAAGCGGCAAUCGUUUGCAACGGUUAGCGAUUCGAAAUCGAUGUAUAUGCAGCGCAGGAAACGAGAGGGUAAUUUGUACAAUAAUAGUCCAAAUCUGUUAAAUACAUGCUUUGUACUCAUUGCAGCUAAAGAUCUAGUUUCCGUAUGCCGCAAUUAUAAUCUGACGUUGACUUGCGCCACUAAUGAUCUUCCAUUCAAAAUUUGCAGUUUCACAUUCGCAAUGGAAAUCUCGAACAAAGCCGACGAAGGCCUCUACAAUCUGUAUUUCCAUAGUUGCCCCAACUACGACAUGAACACGUUGUAUUCGCUCCAGUUCGACGUUGAUAUAGAGGAGAAGAACGGUCAAAAUUAUCUCUCGGCCGGAGAGAUGCCCCUUCCAGCAUUGUACUUCAUGAUGUCCCUGCUGUUCUUCCUGUCCGGUCUGUUUUGGGUGUUCAUUCUGAAGAAGAGCAAACAUCCUGUUUUCAAGAUCCAUUACCUGAUGGCGGUUUUGGUGUUUUUGAAAUCGCUCUCGUUGCUCUUCCACGGAAUCAAUUACCACUUCAUUCAGACCAAGGGCGAGCACGUCGAGGCUUGGGCCAUUCUCUACUAUAUUACUCAUUUACUGAAAGGGGCGGUCCUGUUCAUUACGAUCGUCCUGAUUGGUACCGGAUGGACCUUCAUCAAGCACAUCUUGGCCGACAAGGACAAAAAGUUGUUCAUGAUAGUGAUUCCGCUGCAGGUGUUGGCCAACGUGGCGGAGAUCAUUAUCGCCGAGAGCGAAGAGGGCGACAAGGAGCACAGCACGUGGCGGGACAUUUUCAUACUGGUUGAUCUGCUGUGCUGCGGGGCGAUUCUGUUCCCGGUGGUGUGGUCCAUCCGGCACUUGCAGGAAGCGGCCGGAACGGACGGGAAGGCCGCCAUCAACUUGCGCAAGCUCAAACUGUUCCGCCAGUUCUACAUCAUGAUUGUGUGCUACAUCUACUUCACCAGGAUUAUCGUGUAUUUGCUGAAGAUCACCGUUGCGUUCCAGUACGCCUGGUUGGACGAGAUGUUCAAAGAAAUGGCCACGUACGUGUUUUUCGUUCUAACCGGGUACAAAUUCCGCCCAGUAUCGCAGAAUCCAUACUUCUCCAUGCACGACGUCGACGAUGACGACGACGAUGAAGUGGAAAUUCUCACCCAGACGGGCCUCACCGAGGGCAUCAGCAAGGUGACCAACCGCUCGCAGCCCCCGGGCACCAUGGUCCACGAAUCGAACGAAGAGGAACGGGAAAAUUUGAUCAGUAAACGGGAAUCGUCCCACGAGUAUGACUAAGUUUUCGCAAAAGCUACCUACCUAGCGACGACUCCUUUGUAAUUAUUUAUUAGUGUAUGUCGUACCUAUCUAUUAAUUACUGAAAAAACUAUCAAUAUCAACUUACCAAACUGCCCGUGGGCGAAGUGAAACAGUAAAUAGUUGCAGAACCAAUCUGCUCACCGCAAUUACACGAUGCAAACGUUGAUUUUUAUUGGUUGAACUUUGUUUGCUCACUCAAGUAUGGUUUUGUUUCCAAUGGGGCUUCUUCUGUGAUCUUGCGUUUUUAUACAAUACAUUGAAGCCCUGUGCGGUGUGAAGAUUGAUUUUUUAUUUCUUUUGUCAUGUCGACAAGAGUUCAUAAAUUAUACCUACCCAGUAGUUUUAGGAUGUGACCAAAAACCAAGCAAAAGAGAAUAAGAGAUAAUUUUUGAUACAUUUCCUAUUCAUUCUGAUGAUGCAAGUAGUAGUGUUUAUAGAAUUUUGGCAUCUACAUUUGCAACGAUAUAGUACGCAACAUUAUACAUACGGUUAAUUGAAUUACAGAAAUAGACAUUCACACACUCCCCUCUUAGAUAGAUUGCAAGCUCUCCGUGUCAAAAAGGGUAUUUUUGGACCACGUGAGUGAAUGAUAGCAAAUAAUAUUGCUUAUGUGUAUAAAUUGAAUAAUUAAAAUCAAAACUGUAACGAAAAUUUCACUAAAUAAUCGA
This is a messenger RNA of Aedes aegypti (yellow fever mosquito), 2586 nucleotides long. Its product is annotated as protein GPR107. Gene Ontology annotation, biological process: transport. NCBI's taxonomy places the organism in Eukaryota, Metazoa, Arthropoda, Insecta, Diptera, Culicidae. Gene Ontology annotation, cellular component: Golgi apparatus; membrane. The coding region runs from base 173 to 1897 and encodes 574 amino acids. The record is from RefSeq and is a predicted model, not a curated record. The transcript has 8 exons.